GUUAUUCUUUAGCGCAAAGYAUAAUUUUUAUUCAGAAACCAAAUCAAUAUUUCGCGACCAAAAUGGCCGAAAGUAAGACAGUUAUAUACCUCGUCAGCAGACUCUUUUUCGCUUUGUUCUUUAUUGCUAUAUURAUAGCAAAAGGGAAGAGACAUACUGAGACGUUCAAGGAAAAAUCAGUUGCAGACGUGAAGUUGCAGAAAUUGCAUGAAAACUGGUGUAAAGUCCGCAACGAAAGGAUAGAUAUGAAAUCUAAAUUGAAACCUUGUAACUUUGAUAUUUCAUGGAAUUCUCGCAAAGAUGAUGAUCAAAGAAAAGCUCUGUCGACAGACGCUUCGAAGAGUGACAUUAUUAACUUUGAUAUCAACCCAGCUGGUGAGUUUAGCAGUUUUUUAAUUCAAUCUCGAACCAAAGACGGUCAAAAUAAAUCAAUCGGAGGUGAUUCAUGGAGAAUUACGCUUCGCGGUCGAUCGACUGUAGUUCCAACGAUAUUUGACUUGGCAAAUGGWCGAUAUGAAGUGAUAUUUCUUAUGGCUGAUCCAGGGGUUUAUAAACUGGACAUUACAUUGGAUUAUUCAUUGUGUGAUGGUUACAGAGAUCCACCGGAUGACUUUUUUAUCAAAGGAAAUGCACAAGGAAAACAGCAACCAGACGGGCUGCUAGGAGGUCACGCCAAGAAGGACUACUUGUUGCAAAAGUUUCAAGAUGGCCGCGAAAUUCUCAUCAAUAUUCCACUUCCAAAGCAUGAAGGAUUUUUCUUUAUGCACACUCAACAUGGUGUUCAAUCUCAAUAUGAUCCCAUGUGUCAGUCUAAAUGUGCUUAUAUGUGGGAUGGCUAUGGUAGAUGGGAUAACGAUGUAUGGUUUCCAUAUCUCACAGGUUUAAAKAAAGCUUUAAAGCCAAUGCAAUCUCAAAGUMAACGCUUUAAUUACAGUACACUUCUUAUUUAUGGCGAUUCCCAAGCUGAUAGGAUGUAUCAGGCCAUACAGCACUCCCCAAUUUGCACUGAAAUCUUCAAAUCAUGCAAGGUAGUCAAACUGUGGACCUAUCGAUUUGAGGGCGGAAUGCCACCAAAAGAUGACUUAGAUUUUGAUCCUGGAAAACUGCUUUCAGGGAUCAAAGAAGAUCUUCAAGAACCAGACAUGGAUAAAAACAGUGUUGUGAUAAUUAAUCUUGGGCUUCACUACGUCCUAGGGAUCUCCUUCACUCGUUUUCAGGCGUUAUUAAAAGACGUUGUUUAUCUGCUGAAAUCAAAUAUCGUGAAAGGAAAAAUUAUCUGGAAGACAACGACAUCUUUGAGCAAGGAAAAGGAUACAGAUAGYUUGUUGUUUUCUGACCAAAAAAGGUUUUUGAAUUUGCCUAGAGUUGAGCUGUUCAAUUCAUUCUCAACCAAGAUUAUGUGUGAUGCAGGUUUUGAAGUACURGAUGUUUUUCCAAUCACUCGCGGGUUUCCCGAGGGAACUGGUGGACCAAUGAUAGCAUAUUACAAAGAACACGACAUAGUUCACUUCAAGACUUACGUAUUAAAGCCGGUGGAAGUGUUCCUCGAGAAGUACUUCCGUGGAGAAAUUUCUUAUCCGAUUUCAUUCUUAAAUUAUAAAUUCAUGUAACCAAAUAAAGAAUCAUUCUAGUGUCACAACCACAAUGUAUUUAACACUAAAUGCUUUUAACAUCUUAGCUGGUUCUCGAUGCGAAAUGGAAAAUAGGAAGUCUUUGAGUAUUUGGUGUUAAACUGUUCUUGGAAAAACAGGCUACAACAAUUGAGUUCCGACGUAGUGACGAUAAAUACUUCGUUCAUUAUAUUAAAACAACAAAUUGAUGUUUUUCGAGGUUUUAUCAAAACUGAAAUGAAUAUGAUAAUGGUUUUGGUGCGCAAUGACAGACCGCGCACUUGUUUUUUAACCUAUAUAUAAUAAUGACCAAUAUAAGAUUUAAAUCCGUGGGCUUUUAUGCUCAUCACGUCGUUUCUUUCAACAAUAUCACUUACAGAUUUUCAAGAAAUAUCAUUAGAAAAAACGAGAAAGCAACCCCAACUUCAACAUUAUGCCUUAUCAUAACUACACUAUUGUCUCUAAUCAAGCUGUUUACAUCAAUAGUUUUCCAUAUAUUUGAAUCUCCAUAUAUGACCGUGCUGGAUAAGCUUGAGUAUCUAUAAGAAAAGUUCUACUCUCUUGAGAAAAAAAUCAUAAAAAUAACAGAAAACUUGCAGACUUGUUUUUUUUAUAAGUUYUUUUAUUACUCUAGUCUAGAAAGUCAUCAAAAUCUCAGAUAACCAUUAUAGCUACCUUAAAUCAUGAAGUGCUUCUAGCUGUCUAUAGCGUACGUGUGGU
Exaiptasia diaphana is the source of this 2330-nucleotide messenger RNA. RefSeq lists its product as uncharacterized. The transcript has 5 exons. The record is from RefSeq and is a predicted model, not a curated record. The coding region runs from base 63 to 1610 and encodes 515 amino acids. NCBI's taxonomy places the organism in Eukaryota, Metazoa, Cnidaria, Anthozoa, Actiniaria, Aiptasiidae.